AUGGGUGACUGUGGUACCUUUGCUCCAUAUAUACUCCCCACCCCUAUCGGUGACAGCUUACCGCAGCCUUUGGACUCGCCUGAUGAGAUAUCCGUUCUAAUAACAGGCUUUGGUCCUUUUAAGACCAACCAUGUGAAUGCGUCAUAUCUGAUCGCUUCCUCUCUUCCAUCAUCUUUCCUUUUCCCAUCGUCUAAAGACAACGAGGCGGACCCGCGUCGAGUCUCACUCUAUGUGCACCCCACCCCGAUCCCAGUGGCGUAUGCCACUGUUCGAGAGACUCUUCCCUUGAUUCUAGAGGAUUUUGCUUCCUCUCAUGGUGGUCGCAGACCUGACCUCGUUAUUCAUAUCGGCAUCGCAGCUCCGCGGCAGUAUUACGCCAUCGAAACUUUAGCUCACCGAGAUGACUAUAACAUGACCGAUAUCAAUGGCCGCCCCGGCUAUGUGGACGGCGAGAAGCGAUGGAAAGGGUUGGGUCUGCCGCCAAUUCUGACGCCAGGUCGUGCUACAGAUGAUCCCUCCUCUGCUUCGCCUUACCAGCCCGACGACCAGUUCCUGGAGAUGUGGCGCUCUUUUGCUCCCGAGUCAGAUCUUCGGAUCUCCAAGGACGCGGGUCACUACCUGUGCGACUUCAUUUUCUAUACCAGCAUGUCUUUAGCCCACUUACAGGGUCAAGACCGCAAUGUCCUGUUUCUUCAUGUCCCUGGGGCGUCUGAGGAUGCAAAUAUUGAGCAAGGCCGAAUUGUCACACUCGCCCUAAUUAAGGCAAUGGUCGCGUGUUGGCUUGAUAAGAAGCCUUCGGCAUAG
Penicillium vulpinum is the source of this 804-nucleotide messenger RNA. Its product is annotated as putative pyroglutamyl peptidase type I. Gene Ontology annotation, biological process: proteolysis. Bases 1 to 804 code for a protein of 267 amino acids. Lineage: Eukaryota; Fungi; Ascomycota; Eurotiomycetes; Eurotiales; Aspergillaceae. The record is from RefSeq and is a predicted model, not a curated record. The transcript has 2 exons.